AAUAAAAUAAAAAUUUGACAUCAGUGAUCAUGUCCGCGUCCCUGCGUUUGGUGAUCAACGAUUUUCAUACGAGAUCUCCAACUCCUUCUGAAGCCUGACAAUCUCAUCAUCUUUGUCCUUACCGGCCAUCUCGGACUGCUCCAAUUGAGACUUCAGGUGGGAAAUUCGGUCCUCAUUUCACUCCAUUUCCCACUCGCUCUUUUCUUUUUGGCAUUUAGACAACGGAGCAUCAGUUUCUGAAAUUUUCCUCUUCAGGUUCACCAUUGGCUCACCAAUCACAUUGCUCCAAACACCCAACAACCUCACGCCAGUGCCCAAAUACCUGCAAAUAAAUUUGAAUAAUCGAAUUCAAUCGAUCGAAAAUUAACCGACGAAAUUCAUAUUUAAUUAGUAAAGCGAAUAUUUCCUGUAUUAGCACUGGAGAUUACAGACUACUCCAUCAAAAAUUCCAUCGACAAUUCCCGCCAUAAAUUGAGGUAAACAUACUGAAGGACAUCGUGCAAUCUUGUUCAUGAAAACUCUCAUCGAUUUUCGGAGCCAAAGCCAGAGAUUCCAAAGCAGAAUAGAAAAAGACCUUGCAUAACCUCAAUAUUAACGACAUUCCAACUGCUCCAACUUCUGCAACAAGCAUCUUCGGUUUUUAUCAGUAAGAAUGAUCGUCAAGGUCACUUGAAAAAUUUUGUAAAUACGUUUGACCUUACGAGAGAUAAAAUAAAAAAGACAACGGAGUUAAUUCAUCACCUGACCAUCAGAAAAGAGAAUAAAAAUGUCUGAGCAAUUUGUGGGCUGCAUGGUGUCCAUAAAGUGCGUCGACGACCUGGGGACUUAUCAGGGUCAGAUAUCAGAUUUAAAUCGUGAAACGGUGACGAUAUCAAAGGCCUUCAGAGACGGUGUGCCCUAUCCAUCAUCCCAGGUAAUAAUAAAUGCAAAGGACAUUGAGAAUCUGGAGAUAAUAUCAACAGAGGAAGCGGGUGCCCGAGAAGUUCAGUCGAGUAAAGUUAAGAGGCCAAUAGCGAAAAGAGCCAACAGAUCAGUAUCAGAGUGCAUUCCCACAUCAGUGCCAUCAGCCACUUGGUACUCGAAAAAGGUAACAGAUCCCAUUCCCAUUCCCGAAGUGACAAACGGUAAAACGACGAUCGAGGCGAAUGUGAAGGGAAAUCAGAGGAGAUCACAACGUCAAAAGUGGCAGGAGAGGGACGAACAGGCGUUUGGUACACCAAUAGAUCAGUCCCUCAGUCAGGAUUUCGAUUUUGAGAAGAACCUCGCUCUAUUCAAUAAGGAAGCUGUCUGGCAGGAGAUAAAUUCAUCGAAACCAGAUGUCUUGAGACAAUCAGAAAAUAAUCGAGGAACGUAUCGACACGACGAGAAUAUUCUCGUGUCAAAACCUACGACGUUAAGGCAAAUAGUCGUUCCAUUGAGUCAUGAGAGAGAAUAUGUGACUGACGAUGGUCUUGUGAUACCCAGUAUAACGUUAGAGCUGCACAGACAGCUGAUGGGAGCUGCCGACAGGCUGGGAAUCAGCUGGGAACGGCGUGUGGAGCUUCUGGGUCGGGCUGGAGCUGAGAUUAUCCUUCAGCUUCUCGGUGGGGCUCACAGACUCAAUCCAAAAAAUGCACAUCAGUGGCCCACAGUUGUUGCCCUGUGUGGACCACACAGAUCAGGAGCUGCUGGUGUCAAUUGUGCACGUCAGCUAUCAUCACAUGGAGUUGAAACGGUCGUCUACAUCGAGAACUCGGAGAAUAUUUCACUUCUGCAGGAGCUCUCCCUGUACAAAAUGACUGGCAACAAAGUCGUGACAGGAAUUGAUAAAUUAGCACCUGUGGUGGAUCUCAUUGUUGUUGCUCUGUGUGAAGAGGACUCACCCAGGGUUGUACCCUCUGUUGCCAAGUGGGUUAAGAGAAAUCGAGCUCCUGUACUCGCCAUUGAACCACCCUCUGCUGGAACACCUGGUAUUUCAUCAAAAUUCAGCCUUCUCGGAGCUCUACCUCUCUCCCACAGCCCGGAUAAUGGCAGGUUGUACUUGUGUAAUCUCGCACUUCCCAGUAAAGUUUUCUCAGACGUCGGUAUCACGUAUAAAUCACCAUUCGGUCCAAAAUCCGUCAUUCCAUUGCAUUCUGAUGACUCUUAGGGGUUUUGGGGAGGUUGGGGGAGUAAGGGGAGAGCACUGGGGGUUUUUUGAGGCUAUUGGAAUAAUUUCUUCGAGGGUUACAAUUGAAUAGAAUUGAUUUUUUAAAUUUCAAUUCAAUGGCCUCACGACUUUUAAAACUCCUGGUUCUCUUUUAAGGCACACAGUGACUGCAUCAGAAUGAUGAUGGAAAUUUAGAGUGUCUGGUUGAGUUGAUGAAUGAAAUAAUCGUUGCUUGACACAGCAGAUAAAUGUGAGAAUAGUAUAGUAUACGAUACAAGUGAAAAAAAUACUUUUUGAAGCCUUCGGCUUGGCUGUAACCCUCACACUUGUAAGAAAGAAUUUUUUUUUUCACAUGUAUCGUACAAAAUUUUAUGAUUACGGUGGAGAAGAAAGGGAGUUGUGUGCAGGUGCGGGCAAGAAGUGUCUUUCUUUUUCACUUGUAUCAUAAAUCAUAGUUAUGGAAUUUAAAUAACUAAUUGUAUGUUAUGUCACGAGAUAUUUAUAAUGCUCAUGAACAAAUUGUAAAAAAGGCCACGACAAUUUUUUAACUUGCAGAGUGAGAAACUGUCGAGGGCAGUAAUUUGCCACGAAUUUGAUAAUAUUUUUAUCUAGAUUUUUUUUAAUGAGGGAACCAUUUCAGAGGGUGAAAAUUGUUUUGUAGAUAGGUUUUAUCUUAUUUUUCCCACGGGAGAUGAGAUGGAAAUGUUGGGGGGAGUAUUUUUAUUGGACGUGCUAGAUCAACUGAUGUAAAGUGAAAUUUGGAAUUAAUUAACUUUGAUGAAUCCAGUGGCGAAGUGAUAAACCGGGGAGAAUCGACUUUGAUAUUUUCAUUAAUUGAAAAAAUCGAUCUAUUUAUUUUAAACAAUAUCGAUUUGAGGUAAAAGUCGAGAAUUUUCCGGUAGCUAAUAUUCAGCCAAAUUGGCAAUUUUUCCAGUCAAAAAUCCGUAGUUUUUAAAAAAUCUAUAUCUGAUAAUUGCGAAAAUUCGACUCAUCUCUCUUUAUGAUUUCCCCAUUGGAUAAUUCUUGUUGGAAUGUAUGGAAUCGAUACUGUACGACUCGAAGAUGGAUUUUCCAUCGUUUUUCCCCAGAUAUUCACCAAAAAUUCACUUGAGUCAUCUCGUUUCUACCACAAUAAUAACGAAAGUCCACUGCGCUCAUGAAUUUACAAUUUGCAGCAAUGUUGUUUAUCCUUCACUCAUCCAUCCGCAAGUUGGACUCAUCACGAUAUGAAUACCAAGUGAAAGCCCAUCGCGUAUCGACAAAUGCAAGUGAACAAAAGUUUAACCGGGGAUUAAAUCAAGACCAUUAUAAUUCCUCCUUUAGUGAUAUGACCAGUUGUAUUUAUCAUGGCGACAGUUGAAUCGAUGAUUUCGCAUUGUAAAGAUCAAUAAACGUGUGAGCAUAAGAACA
Fopius arisanus is the source of this 3538-nucleotide messenger RNA. RefSeq names its product enhancer of mRNA-decapping protein 3 (gene Edc3). The transcript has 2 exons. Gene Ontology annotation, cellular component: P-body. Gene Ontology annotation, molecular function: mRNA binding. Lineage: Eukaryota; Metazoa; Arthropoda; Insecta; Hymenoptera; Braconidae. The record is from RefSeq and is a predicted model, not a curated record. Gene Ontology annotation, biological process: P-body assembly; deadenylation-independent decapping of nuclear-transcribed mRNA. The coding region runs from base 767 to 2128 and encodes 453 amino acids.